This is a messenger RNA of Astyanax mexicanus (Mexican tetra), 1841 nucleotides long. Its product is annotated as CD9 antigen. The transcript has 9 exons. Gene Ontology annotation, cellular component: membrane. The record is from RefSeq and is a predicted model, not a curated record. Lineage: Eukaryota; Metazoa; Chordata; Actinopteri; Characiformes; Acestrorhamphidae. Bases 180 to 980 code for a protein of 266 amino acids.
AGCGCAGAGGGGGCGGGACUGGUAGACUGUAGAAUAAAGCUGUAGACAGAGUCUCGCGCCACACAGCGCUGGAAACUCACUCUCACUGACUCACUCACUCACCCACCAUACUCAGAGUUAACACAGCAACAGACCCGUGUUUCAGGGGUUGUUAAGAACACAGAGUAAGUGAGGUAAUCAUGGCUCUGGAUGGAUGUGGACAGAUAUGCAAGGUCCUGCUGUUCCUGGUGAACCUGCUGUUUGUGCUGGCCGGCAUGGGGAUGCUCUGUGGGGGGUUGUACCUGAGGUUCAGUGCUGAAGGUCCUCUCAACUUGGACCUGAAAACCCAACACUUCGUUUUUGCGGUAUCCGUGCUGAUGGCAGUGGGAGCUGCUAUUCUGAUCGCUGCUGCUAUUGGAGAUUAUGCUUCCUGCAGUGAGAAUAAAUCAGCACUGGGAGUGUACUGCAGUAUCCUGGCUUUUCUAGCUACGCUGACCAUUAUCUGUGGAGUCCUUUCCUACCUUAACAUCAGAGAGUUCUGCAAUCAUGUGGGUGAAUUCUACGCCACGGUUUACGCCCAGUACCUCAUCAAGAAAGACGGGAUCCGCGCCAUCAUCCUCCGACUGUUCCACAAUGCUUUUGACUGUUGUGGGUUAGGAGGGACGCUGCAGACGAUCAUGCAGGAGACGGACACCUGUCCUCAGAAAUACUCACUGAUGGGAAUUUCCUUCUCCACCUCUACUAGCUGUGUGACUGCAAUCCUGGCUGACCUGCAGGCGUCCACAGUGCUGGGAACGUUUAUUGGCAUCGCUGGUCUCAUGAUUUUGGCUGUAGCACUCGCUUCAGCCGUCUGGCAUCAGUCCUCUCGCUCCGUCUCUUCUCCUCCACCCUAUGUUCUCCUCACCUCCUCCAUUCCUCUCUCCUCCCCCUCUUCUGCACCUUCCACUUCCGUCCUCCUGUACUCUCCUCCCCCCGUCACCGACACGGCUGAAGUGAUCUGACCAGCUUCAUCACGACCCGAUUCCACAUCUGUGCACUCAUUUUUAAUCAUCCACAUCUAAACCUACUUUUGACUGUAUUUAGGAACUACUAAAUACUAUCUCUCUUUCUUUCUCUCUCUCUAUUUUUCUCUCUGGCCAGCUGGUGGCGUUGGGGUGCAGUAGUCUGAUGUACCACAGUGUAAAGAAGAGCAUGUAUUACUCACAUCCGGCUACCUACUACUACUGAUCUGCUGCUGAUUUUCAGCCCUGCCACACACCCCUUCUUCUUCACCUUCCUCCUCCUCCUCCUCUUCGUCCCUUCUCCCCUCCUCCUCCUCCUCCUCCUCUUCUUCCCUUCUCCCCUUCUUCUCCUCCCUCUCUUUCUCCAGCCAGCAGAUGUUUUCACCAUCAACCAAGCUGUCUGCACUUAUUCUGCACCUUCUUACUUUGAAAUCGUCCACUCAGCCUUAAAUGGUGCUGCAGGUAAACCAUUAAUUUACCAUUAGGGUUCCCCAGUGUUGUGUCGUUUAAGGUGGAAUGGACAAUUUCUAAAUAAGAUGCCAACUUCAGCCCAGUAUGAAGAUGGAAGGAUGCAAAAAUGCACGUGCCAAACGCUGAUGAGGACUUCAGCAGUCUGUCCAUAUUGCACAUUCCUGCUCUUACUGUUAGCAACAAAAAAGGGAUACUUAUUGUUUUUGUUUUUAAUCUAAAGAAAUGGAAUUUCUUAUUUUUUUCUUAUACAUUCUUGUAGUCUAGUAUAUAGUGCUUUUCACGUUCUGCUAUAUAUCUUUUGUUACAUUAGAACCUGUGUUUGGAGUUUAAAUGAUUACUGAUUGUAUUUCUGUGGAACUGACUGUUACCAGAAUAAACGGAUCUGUGGUA